ACCGUGACUCGCCUUUGCGCAUGUGCAGGGUGAACGUCGGAGAAGGUGAAGAUGGCGGCUUCCCGGGCUGCAGCCCUGGGAGUCCGGUGGCUGCAAAGGACAACCCGCGGCGUGGUGCCACUGGAGGCACGGAGAGCCUUCCACAUGACCAAGGACAUGUUGCCGGGGUCAUAUCCUAGGACUCCAGAAGAACGGGCCGCGGCCGCCAAGAAGUAUAAUAUGCGUGUGGAAGACUACGAGCCGUACCCAGAUGAUGGCAUGGGGUAUGGUGACUACCCGAUGCUCCCUAACCGCUCACAGCAUGAGAGGGAUCCGUGGUAUGACUGGGACUACCCAGACCUCAGGCUGAAUUGGGGUGAACCGAUACACUGGGACCUAGACAUGUACAUCAGGAAUCGUGUGGACACAUCUCCUACACCUGUGUCCUGGGAUGUCAUGUGUAAACAUCUCUUCGGCUUCGUGGCUUUCAUGGUUUUCAUGUUCUGGGUAGGGGACAUGUUCCCUUCCUACCAGCCUGUGGGUCCGAAGCAGUAUCCUUACAAUAAUCUGUACCUGGAGCGAGGCGGUGAUCCUACCAAAGAGCCUGAGCCCGUGGUUCACUAUGAGAUCUGAGGAGGCUGGAUGGGCUGUGCCCUCUGAAUAGGACUCCCUUGUUCCUAGAGGUUUAACCUUAAUGAAGUCCCUAAUAAAGCGCAGUGCUGUGA
This is a messenger RNA of Grammomys surdaster, 704 nucleotides long. It is a transcript of the gene Ndufb8, whose product is annotated as NADH:ubiquinone oxidoreductase subunit B8. The transcript is spliced from 5 exons. NCBI's taxonomy places the organism in Eukaryota, Metazoa, Chordata, Mammalia, Rodentia, Muridae. Gene Ontology annotation, cellular component: mitochondrion. Gene Ontology annotation, biological process: mitochondrial electron transport, NADH to ubiquinone. Bases 52 to 612 code for a protein of 186 amino acids. The record is from RefSeq and is a predicted model, not a curated record.